Messenger RNA from Pristis pectinata (smalltooth sawfish), 13524 nucleotides. RefSeq lists its product as uncharacterized. The record is from RefSeq and is a predicted model, not a curated record. Lineage: Eukaryota; Metazoa; Chordata; Chondrichthyes; Rhinopristiformes; Pristidae. The coding region runs from base 202 to 6255 and encodes 2017 amino acids. The transcript is spliced from 12 exons.
GACGGCCCUCCUCCAGCACCAGAGGUUGGACCGGGGACGGCCACUCUGGGAGGAGGUGAAGGGUCACUCCGGCAGGUGGAAAUGGUGGAAGCUGCAGGAAGCUGAUGGGAUCACAGCCCAGGGCAAGCCGCGUUUCUCAGGGCAAGACUCCAGAGUGUUGAGUCAUGCAGGAUGGUGAAUGUUUAAAAUAGAAGGCUUGUCAUGGCAACAUGGGUGGAGGGGAAACCUAUCCCACCCCAAAAGAAUACUUUGAGCGACGUGAAUAAUAUUGUCAGUGAAACAAAGACUCCCUGGUCUCAUGUAAGCCCUCUUUCAGAUGCAAGCAAUAAAGCCCUUGAAUCAACAACUCCAACUUCUCAUAUAUUUGAUGAUGGCAAACUGAAUUAUAACUUGGGUUCAGUAACCAAGACUCUAAUAGCACCAAAACCAAGAGUUUCUCCAAGACCAUUUUCUGCAGAAAAGUCUUCUGUGCCAUUCUCAUCACUUGGGAUCACACAAGCACCAGAGCCCAAGAGUGCAACUCCAUCAGGGAAGCUGCCAAUAGCCACAGGUGAUGAGGAAGCAAACUUCAGGCGCACAGAGGCCACGCAAGCACCAACCGGGGCUGCUUCGUCAGUAUUGUCUUCUGCUCCAAGUUCUUCAUUAGGAUCGGACGGUAUCAGUUCAAUUGGGACGGGUGAUUCUCAGGAUGAUGCAAACGUGAUUAAUUUGCCUUCAACACCAAAACUUUACAAUGUUGCAGCUUCCUCUUCAAAUGCAGUCUUGAGUUUGGAAAGAAUGACAGAAGAGGAGAGAGACUGUUCCAAAGCAAAACCAACUACAUUGGUUAUUUUGGAAACUUCUACACAGACAUUAAAAUCUAAGAAGUCCAGUGAAGAGGAUCAAAAAGCAGGGAAAUGGACAAGCAGGGAUAGUUCGCAGGAUCAAGAGAUGCAAAGGACCACAAGACCUUUUACGUUGCCUAAACCAUCCAUUCAGUUGAGGAAGUGCAGCCCAAGUGCCACUGAAGGGAUUGGGACAUCAAAUCCUACAUUGCUUUCUUUGGAUCCUUUAGGAAAGUGGGAUCUCACUGCAGAAGAAGACAAAGACAAAACAGAUAAGGAAAAGGAUGUUGUUGAGACCCCACUUUCUCGCAGGACCUAUGUAAGGAAAUCCAGACCAUUAUCUGCUUGGCUUUCUGGAGCUACAAAUGACCAGAAAUCAGAAACCACUGUAAAACAUGAUGAAAAUGCUCCUACUCCUGAAAAACCUUGGCUUAAAAAACCCAGGCCUUUGUCAAUGGACCUAACAGCCAGAUUUGAACCAGCAAGGUCCACAGUUUACAAGAGAAAUAGUUGCCUAUCAGAGGAGAGCAAAGAAAAUGUCCCCAUUUUACAAGCAGCUGGUGCUUUGUUCUCAGGGACUGAACACAAGACACCAGUUCAACCAGAAGAGUCAGCAGCAGAAAGAGAGCAAUCCAGGUCUCCAAAUUCUCCCGAUGACUGUGAAAACAGGGGAAGCGGUUACUUUGUUGUUAAAGAAAUGUUUAAUAGCAUUCCAAAGACAGAUGUCAGUAAAAAAGAUGUCAAUACUGUUAGAUUGUAUGAGACAGAUAAUAAAGAAGAAACUAGUUCAUCAGAAAGCAAGAUACUGUGGCAAAAUGAUUAUAAUAAUACCAGUAAAACCAUUGCAGGACCCAGAAAGGAGGAAAAGGAAGAAAGAACGUUCACUACCUCAUUAAAAAAUAAAAAGGAGAAAUCGGAAAGUGACCAGGAUCAACAUAAAAAUUUGACAGACAGGGAAUUGGAUAAAAAUUGUUCUAAUCUGGAGCCAGCAUCAAACGAUGAAAAUUCCUGUUUGGGUUUGGAUGAACGAGGACGAAAAGGAAGCAGAACGCCGGUUUCUGGUGGGAUAAUUAGGAGACGCAUCAGCCUCCUUUUAGAUUCUGCCAGUAUCAGCACAGCAAAGGCAGACAGUCCACAGACAACUGUUGAGAAGGAAAAGAUAAACAUACGUGUUAAGCAGCAAAUCCAAAGCUUUACUUCAGAGAACAAAGAACAAAUCCAGAGUUCCCAAAGGCGACUUUUUCAGCCGAGACCUCUGUCUUCAGAUAUAACAAAACUGUUUGAGACUCGAGGAGUUGGUGAUGAAGGUCGCUUUGAGAAGCAGGUGGAUAUGACUGUCUUUUCAUCUCCGGAACGCUCAAAUUUGCAGAACACUCAAGAACAGAGAGGGAGGGAGAGCCUGGCAAAAGGAAAAGAAGUUGAAAGAGACCCGGCAGAAAAAGGCCGAUUGCACCUGAUGGAGGCUGACACCGAAUUUAGUUGGAGCAGGCAUAGAUCAAUGAAGAAAGUGAGCAAAGGUUUGGAUAAAGGGACCACAGAUGAGAAGACCUGCUCUGAGAAAAUUAGCAGGCGAAACAGUUUUGCAAGGAAGAAGGAGAUGAAGGCCCAAGUAAAUGAGACCAUUGCACCUGAUAGUGUUGCCUCAUUGAGCAAAACCGGUUCCCAAAGUUCAGAUGGGCAGAAAAGUGUCUCUGAACCACUGGACUCUGACUCACUUGUAAAAUCUCUAAGAGUAUUUGUAAUUGAAAAUGAGAUCCAACGCCAUAAGGUACCAGAUUUAGUUGAGUUGAAUGGUUCCUCUGACUCAGUAAAUCCCUGCUUUGAUAAAGAGAAAAGGCCAGAACAAAAUUCACAGUACAGAUUGAAGAGUUACACAGCAAUGAAAGCAGCAGUUGACGUAAUGUAUAGUGAACAAGAGACCAAGAAAACAAAAUCUCUGCAGCUUGAAACUACCUCUUUAGAGGGGAAAGAAAAGACUUGCUUUGAAACAGAGGAACGAUCUGAUUCCGGGCGUUCUUCCUCAAAGAUUGUGGAACAAAAUGUUUCCAGUUUGCUGUUAUCUGCAAGUGAUGGUGAAGUUGAUAUCUUGCAAAAAGUAAGUGAAAAAACAGCUAGUUCCUCACUUCCUGCAACAUCUGAAGACAAGGUUGAGACACAGAGCAUGAGGAAGUCACAUAUUAUGGCUGAUCAAGUAAAACUUGAAGAAAAAGUUUGCAGUUUAAGGAGACGCUGGAAUCAGCCACAUCCAACUGAGAUCAUCUCUUCAUUAGAGACACCCUCAACUGCACCAAAUUCUAAAAUCAAAGGAGUUGAGAUGCUGAAGGCUGUUCAAAUUCAGCAAUCUCAUGAAAAGGUGCUAAACUCAGCAAUACUGGGCUCAGAUAUAGUUGAAAAGAAACAGGUGAAAGUGACUCGGCAUAGUUCUUUCAGUAACUCAGACGCAGUUGGUUCAAAAGGCAGCUCCCGAUAUUUUGACUUGAGAAAAUAUGAUGAUUCAGCCACUCGGGAGCUGCUGCCCUCUGCUGGAUCCAAGGAUGUGAAAGAUCCAAAGAGUAAGGAUGAUGCUGAGGCAGGGAAGGAAAGUAAACAUUGGUUUGAAGAUGACACGGCUUUAGAGUUCUGUUGGAAGGCAAUUCCAAAGGCAGGAUGGAAUGAGAAAAGCAAGGUGGUUUCUUCAGGAGCCAACUCUGCAGCUGAUCAAGUGUCUGAUUCUUCAACUGACGCUAGCUACCAAAAACACAGAUACGUUUCAGCUGAUAGAAAGUUGGACGGUCUCUUUGAAGAGUAUUCCAAAGGUUAUUCCAAAAUUUCCACCACAGAAAAGCCCAAAUCAACUUUGUUGUCUGAAGAGUUUCUUUCCAGGCCGUGGUCAAGUAGAAUGGAUAAUGCAGAGGAAACCCAUGCAACACCAACGGUGAAAAAAUCUAAAAUGGCAGAUAUUGAGAAGUCAAGAAAGACCAGGAGCAGUUUGCAACGUAAAAGCCACAGUGUAUUAGACCUUGAUGUUUUGAUGGCAGAAUACAGAAAAGAAAGUUCAGAAAGAAAAAUUGAUAAAGAGUCAAAGAUUUUUCAUUAUGACAAUAAAAAGGAUAACCAUCUUUCCAAAACUCUUCAAAAAGAUUAUGAAGAACACAGAACCCCAAAGUUGACAAAAUCUGCCGAUACAGAACUUGGAAAAUCAUCCCCUUCAGGUAAAAGGAAAGGUACUUCUGAUAAGCAUAAUAAAAAGGCUUUGCAUCACAAUAUCCUUGACCUAGAUGCUUUGAUGGCUGAUUACUCAAAAGAACCAUCAAGACCUGCAGAUAUUCUCCAAAAGACAUCUGGUUCAAAACCAAUCAGUGGCAUAUUUCCUGGUGUGAAAAUUGAAAACCCCUUAUCACCUUUUUCUGAAGAAGUGAAGACCUCUUGGAGAAAUGAUCAAAUCAAGAAAUGUCAUGAUGCAGAAUUUAAAAGAGAUGUUUAUGAUGGUACAUGCACUGAUUUGAAAAGACGCUCCAAAGAAGAGAAGAAAAGCAGACCAUCCUCAGUCUACAAUGAAUAUGAGGAGUUGAGAAAGAAUGAGGUUUGUUCAACUAGCCAGAAGUCAGAGGGUGAAAGAAGCAGAGAAAUGGAUGGUGACACCAGCUCGGUGGCCAAUGUAAUCAGACGGCACAAGCAUGAAAAAAGGAAAAGCCGACCAUCUUCAGCCUAUACAGGGUACAGUGAAUUGCAAUGGUCUGAGCUUCUUGCAGAUGGACAAAAAACUGAUGCUGGCAGAGACAGAGGAAAAUCUAGAAAGGAUGAUCAGAGGGAGCUAAUGCCAAGCCACAGGAAGGACUGGAGUGAAGAGGCAAGAUUUGUAACUCCUGUGGAGAUGGACUGUUCAAACCGAACACUGGAAGGUCAUUACAUGGAUGCUAAAACCAGCAUCUUGGAUGACUUGGCCAGUUCAAGGAGGCCUCUUUAUGGUUCUUCAUAUGUUGUAUUGGAGAAAGAAAAGUAUAUUGAGAUGUCAGUUGAUGAUGUACAACAUGUAAAAGUGGAAAGCAGACCAAUAGGCCGUGGAGAGCAUUCUGGCCAGAAUUCUCCUCGAAUAGCAAGGGAUCAUCCUAAAGAGCCACAACAUUCUCUUUCAGAGGUUAAGAAGUCAAGGCCUUUUGAAAUUCACAAGAAGACACAAAAAGCGGUUGAUGGGCUUUUAAUGAACCAGGAAGGCACAUCAGCAGACCACAAGAAUCAUGGAGGAAGAAGGAGCUACUCAACUGACAGAGUUCAAAGCCGGGGCACAGAGAUUUCAAAGCAUGGAUUGUCGUCGAUAGUGGAUGUUAAGAAGGAUUCCCAACCUGUGGAAAAGGGACAGAAUGUGGAUUUCCAAAAGAGCACAAGGUGGAAAAUUGGGGAUAUGAUUCAGUUGCCUUUAAAGGCCAAGAAACAAGAUGAGAAGAAAACCUACUCCAGACGUGAAGUACAGCAGGGGAACUGUCAAGUCCACAAAGCAGACAGGGUGAAGCAGUGCUGCGUAAGCCCUACUCUAAAGGCAAAGGACACUGAUGCCCUCGUGCAGGAGAAAGACCAGUUUUGCACAUGUGAAGACAAAGAACAAUAUGGCACCUAUGAGGAGAGAGAGUACAGCACAAGUGAGGAGGCCGAACCAUACAGCAAAUACAAUGACCCAAAAGACUAUGAAGACACAAUCUGUAGAGCAGUGUCACCCUGCAAGGACCGUACUGCCGAUCCAGUUGUUUGCCCAAGGGGCAUGUCAUUGUCCUCGCACUCAGGGGUGACCCCUGCCGGCGAGCAGCCAUGCUCUUUCCAGGAACCAAGAUCUACAAGCCACGGCCUUUCAAGUUGUGAACUGGAGUCGACAGAUGACACGGAUAGUUCGCAGUCCACUGGCCCGGUUGCUCAAGAUGACCAAACUCCCCAGGGAUUCUCAUUUCUGGAGCCUGUAACCACACUGGACAGUUGUGCCCAGAAAAGUCGGAUCCAGCUCGGCAGGAAAACCUUUCGUCGGGCACCAACAAAGCACAGGAAGGGGGGCUUGGGAGACCAGAGUGAUGGCACAGACCAGUUGCUUGAAAGAAAUAUGGAACCCUACAUGUACAAAGAUUCAACAGCAGAACCCAGGCUAUUUGAACAUGAAGAAUCGACCACACAGGAGGUCAAAGGAUGUGAGAAACUUCCAGUGUCAUCAUGUCAAAAAGUUGCAAUGUUUCCUGGGAUGGACCCUGCAGUACUGAAGGCCAGUCUACGGAGAUCUCGACCAGAGGUUGAAGUUGCGGAUGAAUUGAAUUCCAAAUCUUGCAAGCUUCCUCCCCAGCAAGGUUUCAGAGUUCUGCCACCGGCAACUGGCAAAGGGGAAGGGUCCGAUGUAGCAAUUCCUUCAUGGUUACAGGAACUAAAAUCAAAGAAAAGAUUGAGUCAGUUUCAGCCUUCUGAGACCAAUGAAUGAAUAACACUCAACAGAAAAAUGAGUCCGAUUCAAGCCUUAACUGUCCACCAACUUAAAAAGAGAAAAAACUUGUGCUGCUCUCGUUGCUUCCUGCCUCGCUACCUGCAUGGUGCCUUCCCAUAGUACUUUGUGAAUAGGCUGCUUAAAGUUCAUACAUGAAUCAGAAUAAUGCUCUAUUUUGUCAGAUACUAGGGUUCAUUGCCUGGAACUCUUAAGAAAUGUCACUUUAAAACAAAUGAUAAAUAAAAAACAAACAAUCUAAUGACUGUGAUUGAGCUAGGUGCUCUCCACAGUGCUUCAGUUGUACAAGGGGUAGUAUUUGUGGAAGUUGGGAAUUGGAGAGAAUGUGACCCAGGAAGUUCUGGUGCAUAUGGUCACUCUUACCAGUUUGGAAGGACAACUACUCCAGAAAAUUCUUGAAUAGUGCUCUAAUGCAAAGAGCAGAUGAGCCAAACUCAUUGGAAUGGAAUUCACCACCACCUGACCAGGACUAUCUUAAUGGUUUAUGCUGUUUGAGAACUGCUGAAGCUUUGGUGCUAGUGUUAACAAGACAAAAACAAGGUUCUAAAAAUCAAUUCCUUGCUUAAACUUGUCUGCAUCACCUUUAUUAGUGAUCCAAUGAACUCCAUUCACUGUAUAUUUUUAUAUCAUUUGUGCCCAUUGGAUGACUUGUAUGUAGCAUUAUAUUUGUGUAUCGGGGAAGUAAGUAUUAAACCAACAAUCACCAUCCCCUCCCACCUUGGAAUUGAUUUUUACAACUUUGGCUUUAUUCACUCCUCCUGAACUCUUGUAAGAACUAGACAGUGUGUGUGUUUUCUGUUUUCAUGAAAUGUAAAGAUAAGAUGAAAAUGUUUACCACCAUGACAGGAAUGUAAGUGUGACUGACUGGUAAUGUCACAAAUUGUUUGGUUAGAUGUAGAACAAUUUUUACAAGAUUCUUAUGUCCUUGGCAAAACCCAUUUUUGACUCUGAUUUAAGCACUCAUCUAUGUUAAUGAAUUAUUGAAAUAUCUGCCAACCUGCCAGGUAGGCAAAUGCCUUGUUCAAGGAUUGAGCUUUUGUUCAAUAUAUAGUGAAUUAUUACUUAUUUUUAUUAUUUCUUUCCUUCAGAUGCAGGAAAAAAAGCAAUAACCUGUUAAAACAGUAACUGUUUGCAAAAAGCAAUGUAAAUAUUUGUUGGUUUUGUGUUGCCUUUGUAAACAAGUAGUAAAAGUGGGGCAAGAAAACAAAUGAGGCUUCAUACCCAACAGUGUGGCUGAUGGUGGUUGUAGCCCCUUGCCCGCGCUUCCCACAGUAAACAACGAAUACCUUCAAGGCAUUAGGUUAAUAUCUGAGUACCAGAGAUAGUAGGUAAUGACUCAAAAAUUCCACAAGUCUUCAUUGGAAUUAUUGUACUGCAGACCUUAGCAACUUCCACCUUUCGACCUGGUCGCAAUAUUGGCAAAAGUUACGGAGUAAGUUACCUGUUUGCCCCUACUCUCAGCCAUUAUUGCAUACAUCAUCAUCUUCUCUUAAAAAAACGUAAAAUUUAAGAUUAAGGUAGGUAAACUGCUAGAAUGAUCAGGUAUUAAAUACAGGCCUAGGGAUAAUGGUUCCAUAACAUUACUAUAUUAUCAUGGAAAACAGAAGGGAGGAGGAACAGAACAUGUCUUGGGUGCAGUCUGCAACUGCUGUCUUUGUCCACUGCCUUUUCUUUACCUGUGGGUUUGCAACAUGCCACAAUAUUUAUUGGAUUCUACAGUUAAGUACAUAUUUAACAGGUAUGAGGGAUUCCCUUUUAGUCCACUUCACGUUAGAUAUUAGAAAGAAUUUUUGUGAUUAAUAAAUUUUUGGCAAAAAGGAAGUUGUUGAUCCAGUGUAAAAGUGGUACCGGACUGCUGGAAUAUGCUUCCAGUUAAUUGAGGCAAACUGUAAGCAGCCCUUACCUUAACUGGUCUGAGCUGCCAUAGGUCUUGUGCCAAGUGUUUACAUUCCCACUCUUCUCAAAGGAAUCUCUGGUUACUCCUGUAUCUAAUCUAUGGUUGAGAUCUGGGUUUUGUUUCUCAAUGUUCAGAGAAUGCACUGAAAUGAGACUGAACUCCUUAGAGGAAGUCUGGAUGUUGUAUAUUUUUUAUGGUGAAACAUUCAGAAUAAAGCUUUACAGACUGUGAUUUGCUGUAGUUUUAGACAGUUUCUGGUUCUUUAACCAUCCAAACUUUUAGCCCUUUGAAGAGAGCAAACCAGGAGAUGAAAUCUAACAAAUAAAGAAAGCCAACUUGGUAAACAUUUCUGAUCCUUAGCAACCUGACUAGAUAUUAAAAACCAUUGAUUUUAUUUUUAUCAUCAGAUAGAGGUCCUGCUUGUCAUUUGGUUAGAAUGGAACCCUUAAAAACAAAUGAUGGAAUUGUCUCAUUGCAGUUUGUCAGUCCUUACCCAAAAUAUUCCACUGAAUUGUAAGGACUUUGAAAUGUUGCCUACUGGUCCCAGGAUCUAUCGUGCUAACUAGGCAUGCAUGCAUUUCUUCCUCUUUAAAUUAUUAUGCUUCUAACUUUAUUUCAUUACUGAGUGAUGUGGAAUGCAACACAAAUUGAUUAGCUGAGACACUGCGCAGAAAGUGUCUUGAUUUUCUAAACUGUAAAGAGCUUUAUAUAUGUAACAAUUUGAAGCAUUUCCUGUACAGUUUUGAUUUCCAUCAGUUCAGAAGGUAAUAGUUCCUUUGUAGAUUGGCAUUCUGUAACUCAACAGCCUCUCUAAAUCUUUAUUCUGAAUGUAAGUUUAUGAGAAUUAUAACAAAGUAUAUGGUAUUUUAUAUUUUGAAAGAAUGAUAAUGGUGAAUGCGAUAUUUGUAAUUACUAAAGUUUCUUUUUUUUUGUAUUUUAGUUUUACAAUCUGAUCAAUUCAUGGUGUAUAAAUGAGUCCUUUGUUAUGUUUAAUAAGUGUAGAGUUCCUUUAAUCACACCAGCAAACCUUUCUCUGUUUUAACACAUUCUACUCUUCAGUGUUAGGUAUGGUGUUUGGAUUAAAAUUGAGCCUUUUAAUUUAGUCCUUUAACAGUUUAUAUUCCAUUUUGGAUUAUUGGCAUAAAGAUUGAUAGAACUAAGUCUGAUUGGUCUAAAGUAGACACAAAAGCACAACCUACUGUAUUGCUCCUUGUUUAGCUGCCUGUCUGAAAGUAUCAGUGUCAGCUGAACUCUGUGGAAAUAGCUGGGUUAUUUAUAACAGUUUACAAUUGUUCAGUGCUCAGUUCUUUCCAAUAUUAUCUGAGUAGGGCAGCUGUAACCCCUUGGAUUUUCACGCUCAUUACUGAAUCUUUUUCUUUGCACCUUUUCUGUCCAAGAGGAUGGGCAAUUUCCUGCCAGACUUUACCAAUGCUGCUCUCACAUUGACCUCUUGAAGGCAUACAUAACUCUGAAUGAAUAAUUUUUGCAUCCUAGUGGAGAAUUUUAAAGAAUCAUUUUGUUACAUCACUCUAUGGUGCCAAUUGAGAUCAUUACUUUUAAUGAAGGAAGUUCCCCAUUAUAGAUUAAUAAUUGUACAAUGAAGCAUGGGUAUAACAAAACCUUCUCUGUAGAGUUUGUCUAAGCCUUAUAGAAGUUGAUUAGCACACUUUGCCAAUGUUUACAUUAUGUGGCAACGGUGAUCAGUUAUUGUUUUAAAGUAGAGUGUAGUUGGCUGAUUUGGUGACUGAAUGAACUACCUGUGAUGCUUCCAAUAGAAACUUCAGAAUUACCUGGUGAGGUGUAUUUUCAUUAACUGUUUGAGGCCAUUACUGUGGAAGACUGGUUUACCAUUCGAACUGUUACAAUGUUAUGGUUUCGGGCCAAAUAUGAGUAGUGGGUAGGCAAUGCUCAGCUAGAGAAUUGAGAAUUUUCACCUCAACCAAAGGAUGAUAAAUUGUUGGAGAAAAUCUGCGUCUCAGUUAAAUUAAUUAACUGGUACUCAAACAGGCAGAUAUUUCAAAGUUUGGAAGUAUAGAAAUUCUUUAUCUUUUUACUGAAAAAUGGGAAGGGAAGCCAGGGAACUGAGAACAUCUGAAAACAGAAAUGAUGAUGAUUACAGAAAAGCCAUUCAAUCAAGCUUAUCUUUAUAAUACUUCACCAACUUAGCAUAUAAAGCAGCUGGGAUUCACCCCACAUCACAUUCCAUUCAGAUUCAAGUAAAUAAAGAAUAUGUCACCAUAUCACUGAUAAGACUGGCAGUUCACAGCAAACCUGUUCUUUUUAAAUUAUCUUGGAAACUUCUGCACUGUAACUUGUGUGCACACACAUGUAUAAACAUAUGAUGUCACAAAGUUUAUGACGCAAAUCUGUCAUGAUAGAUCCUAAAGCUCAGUUCAAUAACACCUGAAUGAAUAGUGCAGCCUCUUUCCUGGUGGUGGUUUGAGACUGGUCAAUAAUGAUGUUUUCACACAAUUACUCAUUAUAGUUGGUGAUUAAGCACUCACUAAUGAACAUGUGGGUUCAAUUUCCUGGAAUAUUUAUACUUUCACUUUGGAAUUUUCCUCACUUGACUUUUUGAAUAUGACGCCAGUUAAAACUAGAGUUAUAGUGUGUUUGUAUUUUACUAAUCGGGGAUGAUUUAACCAGAAAAAAAAACAGAAAUUUAAAUAGAAAAUCAAAAGGGAACAAUAAGAAGUCACUAAUCUUGCACAGUAGUAGGCAACCUUGCUCCUUUUUGUAAUUGUCUUUCCUGAAUACCUCUAGCCCUGCAACUGUCUACCUUAAUUUCUAAUGAAACACCUUAGCUUUUUCAAGAGAAUAACCAAGUUAACCAUAGUUGUGUGGGUUAAUCUUCAAUACUUUUAUCCAAAAAUACAAUCAAUGUCGCUGUAAAACAGCCGAGACUUUGCAGCAUUUCUUCAGUAUACAUGUUUUCCUGGAUCUAGGAUCAGUAGGAAGCAUUUUGCGCUAGAGAAGAUUUUACUGAAGUAUCAAGUAGUGGAAUAACUUUGUAUUCUUAAAACUUAAUGGUAAAGAGGUAAAGCAUUCUGUCUGAACAAAAUACGAAAGACCAAAUGUAUAACAAAACUAUACACCAGUAGUCAAAUGAUUGAGCAGUGUAUGAUCUGUUCAUGUUUAAACUGAGUGGAGGUCUGGAAAGUGUUGGUGAGAAUUGCUGUUCAUGGAGACCUGAAUCUUCAGCAUGGGUGGUUUCUUUUAAAAUCUUUUAUUUGGCAGUAUGAAGGAGAAAAAUUAUUAAUACUUACAAGAGGAACUUUAAGUCUUCACUCAAAAGGAAUGGGACUUCUUAUCUUCCAGCAGAAAGAAUAAAUGCUUAGUUGUCUGAUUAAAAUGCAUAGCAAGAUAGAAUUAGAGAGAGAUCAAUAUCAAGUUUGAAUAACUUGGAUAACUCAGAAGUAAAUAGAGUUAGUGAAGAUGGUUGGAUAAUUUCCUUCUUUCCCACCCUGCAGUGUACUCUGUCUUUUCUGGGGUCCCCUGGGGUAUAGUUAUGCAGAUAAUGUUGACUUUGGUAUCUCAUUCAAAUGCCUUUUCAUGCAUUGAUCAUCAAGACAGCAGACUUGACUCUUUCAAACUCUUUUAGUGGUACUCGCAACCGUCUCUGUCAGAUUUCAUUCAUGUUUGCUGCUGGAAAGAGUCACCAAAUAUCUAUUAGAAAUUAGAAAUCUGGUUACUCUCUCACUUGCUCAGGAGUUUAGGAGACACCAACUUAGCUGAUAUUAUUUAAAUAUGUGCAGUCCAGAAAUAAAACCUCUGACUUUCCUGAUUCUUGGCUCAGUUAAUUACUGAAUAAAGUCACUAGUAAGGAUAAUUUACUUGCAGUUGUUUGAAUGAAAAUAAACUGAUGAUCCAAUUUGCAUUAUAUUGUACCUCAAAUUGAAAGGUGAACAACGCAACUAAAGAAAGCAAGGAAUUUGAAGGUGAAGUAACUAAUUCUGUGAUAGGAAACAUACAUAUGUGCUGGGUUGGGAGUGGUAUAAUGGGUUAGGUAGAAGAAAAUACUGUUUUCUAAUGAGGUCCAAACAGUUUGUCUGUCUUAGUAGAUUUAAAUUUCCAUCUUUAUGCAGGACUUGCUCCAAUACCAUAGCAUUAUAGUUUUUGAAUGCACAGUGCAUUAAUUAAUCAUUUUGAUACUGUGUGGAUUUGGUGAGGAAACUAGCACAACAGGUACCAACCAUAGUGUUGGUGUUACACCAAUAUAACAUUGGAUGCAGUGAAAGAAAAGCUUUAUUGCUUCUCCAAUUCUGACUGUGCUUCAAAGAGCACCAGGGUGGGUGAUAUCAAUUCUGUUAACUGUCUGAAGUGGUCUUCUGAACACUGGAUUGAAAUGGCAUCCAAUUGUUCAAAACUAAGCCAAUUUAGCAUUUUCAAAAACUGAAAAAUGGAAACAACCUAUCCGAGUAUAUGCUAAUAUGACUCACAUUAUUGAAUGAUUUCAAGAAUAUUAAUUGUAAUUUGGCAACAAAAUUAUUGAUUUUUUUUCCAUUUUCCAGCAAUUUAAAUAUUUUGGAAAUCUUGUUUCUAAGAAAAUCAAAGAAAGCAAGGUUUUAACUCAGAUUAUUCAGGACUUAAUAAUAACUGGAAUAAAGGUAACGUAAAUGCUGGAAAUGUGGACUAUAAACCAAAAAUACUCAGCACAUCAGACACCAACUGUAGAGGGAGAAACAGUUAAUAUUUCACAACAAUGAAUGACUAUUUCAAGGACAUUGAAGGUAGAGAAUUGAGCUGUAAUUUCUGACCUGCAUUACUGUAUUAAGGAUUAUAAGAAGCUCAUUCAUAAUCAACAGCCUCCUGUUGAUGUGAUUGAUCUAAUUCCAUUUUAGGUAUUUCUCAGCAGUCAGUUGAGACAAAAGCUGUAACAAAAAAUCUCUACUGUAGUGGCUCAUUUACUGGGUUCUUGAUGCACAGGAUGACCUUUAUCUGUUUUGACAUCUAUUCAGAAAGCCUUGAUCUAUUUCCAACAGAAAUGAAUCCACAGCACAAAGCACAAGCUGAACAAGAAAAAAGCAAAUGAAUUUGAUUUUAAGUUGAACAAAAGGACCAAUUUGAGUUUUUGUUACAGUUCCAGCUGUGUUGUAGUUGAGAACGCCUGCUAUCCCUACCCUUAGGAGUAGAAUCUACAUGAGAAAAGCUUAUCUUGUGUCAAAGGAUGUGGUUUAAAUGAUUUCCCUGAAGUUUGUUCCAGACAGCCUCUUUAAGCUCUGUAAAUACAGGUUAUGGUAAGAUUAAAAACUAUUAUUAAUUUUUGUAUAAUUUAGUUUCAUAAGUAAUUUAAAAACUUAAUACUUAGCAUUGACCUAUCAUAUAUUUACAAAAAUAUCUAUUUUGUUGUG